Molecule: messenger RNA, 873 nt
Organism: Colletotrichum tamarilloi
Lineage: Eukaryota; Fungi; Ascomycota; Sordariomycetes; Glomerellales; Glomerellaceae
Exons: 3
Coding region: 1-873 (290 amino acids)
Source: RefSeq, a predicted model, not a curated record
AUGGUUGGAUGGGUGAAGCGGGCGCGUCCGAGCCGCGGCUGUAAUGAUGAGGCCGCGAACUAUGUGGCCAUGCCGCCAUGGUCAAUCUCGAACCAGUGCCUGUCUCGAACAGAGCAACUGGCAGGCUUGGUGCGGGACGAGUUCUUCCAUGGGUUGAACGCAGGAGAGGAUGCACAACAUGAGAGGCUGAGGAGGCACGGCAAGGCACAGGUGGCGGAGAGACAGGAGGAGGACUGCAGGAGAGGAGGAGAGGAGGAGGAAGAAGACCGACGGAGACAAUCACUCUUGAAGGCCUCCACUCCCCUCUCACUCCUCUCAGAGACUCUCCCUCACUCAAGGGUCACACGCUUCAACGCUUACCUUCUGCGUCUUGACCACGCCACACACAUUCCUCCUUCGAGCUUCACGAAGCACUUCCAUGGCCUCAAGACCCACGGCGGCCGAUCAAACGCGGAUAUUCUCCCACAACCAGAAAACCGUCACCGCCUAACUUCAAGUGCUUGCUUGACAACAGUACUGACUACUCCGUACUUUACCCCCAUUCCCCGGGUCUGUCAAUUCCCACUACGGUCGACCAGCCGACUUGGCUUUUGCUCGCUGUCGUCACGUCGCCACGAAUCUUCACCAAGUCUUGAUCCACCCUCAAACGCCCGGUCGCUCGACCAUGCCAGCUUGACAAUCGCGCGGUCCGAACUCUUGCGUCGCACAUUCAGCCCUUUCCUCCUACCCUGGGACCCACAUUCCGUUCUCCCUCUCGUUCAACAACCGAAUCUUCUUCCUCUACUCCUUCGGCUUCGUCCCGUCUCAAGUAUCGAUCUUUCUCUCCUGGUCAUCACCAAGAGAAACACUGUCGAUUACUUCGCGGGCGAGUAA